Molecule: messenger RNA, 1538 nt
Organism: Aureobasidium subglaciale EXF-2481
Lineage: Eukaryota; Fungi; Ascomycota; Dothideomycetes; Dothideales; Saccotheciaceae
Exons: 1
Coding region: 319-1173 (284 amino acids)
Source: RefSeq, a predicted model, not a curated record
CUCGACUAAUUUCUCUUCUUGCACAUUGACACUGCGGCGCACCUGAGCCAUGAUAGUAGUCGAACGGUGCUUCGUUUUGCAAUGUCGCCAGCAUCUGCACUUCGCUAUACAGGCUCAUGGGACCUCAUAUCCAUUAAGCCUAUCAAAACCAUCUCAAUCGCACGACACAGUAGAACAGUAGGUUUCAAUUUGCUCAAUUAGUCGCACUUUCGUCUCGAAACUACCUGUAUGCUCUUGGUGCAGUAUAAGUAGUUGUUUCGGCAUCUGCUUCCUUCUCUUCUUCUCUCGGAAUAUAGAGCGCUCCUCCUGAAUCCUACCAUGCUCUCAAAAUUUCUGCUCGCGGUAGCUCUAGUGGCCUUGUUUGGCAACUCCGUGACCGCAAUACCUCUUACCUCACCUGCGGCUAUCCAGGAUCUCCCAAACGAAAAUAGAGAGUAUGCCGUCUCGGCCGAUCAAACGAGCGCAUCAACUGUUCGUGACGACACAAAGAUACUGGAUCUCAGCAAUUUCCAUGCUCAGGUCGAUUUGGCAAAGCAAGAUCCAGAGAUACAGGAUCCGGAAAACCAAGACCCGGAAGAAGAGGAUCCUCCUCCGCACCAUAACAGAUCUUGGUGCAAGAAGCACCCCAACCACCCAUACUGCGACUCACAGUUCUGUCGUGAUCAUCCUGGCUCUUGCAAAGUCGAUGUUGAGUUCAGCGUUCGAGCGGAGCACAAUGGUCCGUGGACCCCAGAUCCCACAGAUCUAGGUCCAGACUAUAAGGUAUCAGAUACUGUCGGUUGCCAGCACAACAUUCAGGUAGCUGAUCACAUGGACCCGCUUCCGUCGCAACAGCUUCACUCUCGCACCGGUCAAGCCGCCGCUGAUCCACCAGUCGACAACCAUGAGAUAAUACAGAACGCUACGGUGGUCGAAAGAUGGGCCGUCUGUCUCGACGCCGCAAUUCAAUACGACAUGAUCCCACGACCAGGCUACUGCUCCGAUGACUGCUUCACUCAUCCCGAGAAGUCCGAGUGUGCAUGUCCAAAGUCUCCGAUCCCAAUUCCAUCAGACCUCCUCGAUAAACUCAGAAGGCAUCCCCCCAACAAGGAUCCUCCGCCCACUGACAAGAAAGAUUCUCCACCCACUGCCAAAUCUGAUCUGGACGAACAUGCAACCACUCCUGCAGAAUAGUAGGAGAUGCUUGCCAAGAUCAAGACUUCUACUCGAUCGCCGGUUGUUCCGAAAAACUAUAUUGAUGGUUCCUGUGGUUGAAGCAUAACUCCGCCUGACAUGGUAGUGUGGAAACAAGCGUUGAACUUCUUUGGGGGCGAGGGAUGAAGUGUAUGUCAGAGGGAGAGGAAGAGAGAAGCAAGAGGGUGGUGGACACUACUUAAAGUCCUUUUAGCAAGUCAUCGCUCUCGAAGGAAUGCGAGUGGAGACCAGAAACAAGACUCCGAUCUCAUGGUUGAAAGGACUGUCAUUUGUAGUCUAUAGUCUUGCUACGAUGGACAGUAUAUAGCCUCCCUGUAUGCGAAAACCCGUCAUGUUUGAAGCUG